AGAUUCUCCAAAUCCUCGUCUACCAAACGAAAUGGGCCGCCAAUUCGCCGGAAUUUGUGGUGCCCGUGGUUCACUGUACGGAUGCGUAGUGUGCAAUACGUACCUCACGUGCUCCAAAGAGCUCACGAGCAAAGCCUUCACCGGUAGUACCGGUCCGGCGACCCUGUUCAAACGUGCCUGGAACGUAGUUUACGGGCGGUGUGAGCACCGGAAAAUGACAACCGGUUGGCAUACGGUUCGAGAUGUUUUCUGCGUGACUUGCAACCAAAAACUAGGCUGGAUGUACGAGAUGGCGGUGUCGGAGUCGCAGACAUACAAGGAGACGCAGGUUAUCAUUGAAAAUGCGAAUUUCGAGAAGAUUGCCGGUGCGAUUAAAGAUCCGUUGGGCGAAGAUCGCCAGGAAGCCCCGCCAGCACCAAACUUGGAGAUGAGCCGCUACCCACUGGAAGCAGAAAAGAAAUCACGUCCACAAUACCGCACGGUUUCAGUUUCCUCGUCAUCUUCGGCGGAAUGCUAAAAAAUAAUCUGAAAUUCCCCCAAAACUGUACAUUUUCAAUCGAUUUUUCUUGUAAAAAUUCAAUUUGUUCCAUUUUUCUCUUUUUCUGCUAGCAAAACAUUAGAUUUUCAUGUUAAAUACGUCUUCGGUGCUUUGCCACUUUUUUUCUGUACACUUUACCUCUAAAAUUGUCUCCAUUUUUUUUCAAAAAUUCCAGUUUCCCCGCUUAUGUACAUAAAAAUUCAACCGUUU
Molecule: messenger RNA, 748 nt
Organism: Caenorhabditis elegans
Lineage: Eukaryota; Metazoa; Nematoda; Chromadorea; Rhabditida; Rhabditidae
Product: Protein yippee-like B0546.4
Exons: 4
Coding region: 32-517 (161 amino acids)
Source: RefSeq, marked reviewed